AUGGCAUACAUGCUACUUUAUGUUGAUGAUAUUAUUCCUACUGCUUCCUUAGAUUCUCUCCGAUGCUCCAUUAUGGCUCUCCUUGCCUCGGAAUUUGCUAUGAAGGAUCUGGGUCCUUUGAAUUAUUUCCUUGGCAUUCAUGUCACUCGACAUAAGGAUGACAUGUUUCUUUCGCAACGCAAGUAUGCCGAAGAAAUCAUUGAUCGAGCUGGGAUGUCUUCUUGUAAGUCUACUUCUACUCUGGUUGAUACUAAACCGAAGGUGAGCGGCACAUCGGGUGCUCCUUAUGAUGACCCGACUCACUAUCGCAGUCUCGCAGGUGCCCUUCAGUAUCUUACUUUCACGAGGCCAGAUAUCUCUUAUGCUGUUCAACAGGGUACAAUUGACUAUGGUUUGCAUCUUUAUCCGUUCUCAGUUACGGACCUUCUUUCCUACACUGAUGCGGAUUGGGGGGCUGCCUUGACACACGUUGGUCAACGUCUGGUUACUGUGUCUUUCUUGGGGAUAACUUGA
Molecule: messenger RNA, 513 nt
Organism: Lycium barbarum (goji berry)
Lineage: Eukaryota; Viridiplantae; Streptophyta; Magnoliopsida; Solanales; Solanaceae
Exons: 2
Coding region: 1-513 (170 amino acids)
Source: RefSeq, a predicted model, not a curated record